Molecule: messenger RNA, 782 nt
Organism: Tarenaya hassleriana
Lineage: Eukaryota; Viridiplantae; Streptophyta; Magnoliopsida; Brassicales; Cleomaceae
Exons: 3
Coding region: 96-377 (93 amino acids)
Cellular component (GO): mitochondrion
Source: RefSeq, a predicted model, not a curated record
CUGUUCAUAAUAUCACCAGAAAUUGAUCAAUCCCUCUGUACAUCGCUUGGUCGGAUUGGAAUCGGGGGAAGUCGUUAAAGCUCGAAGGUCCGUCAAUGGGGUAUGUGCAGCAAGCGCGUGAGAAUCACGUCAAGAAGAAGGUGGAAGAAGCUCUGAGGAGCAAGAUGAAGGCAAAGGCGUUAAAGGAGUGUGAUCAUUACACCUCAAAGUACGCUCAAUGCGCAACAGGAAGAACAUUUUCUGUUGUGUGGAAAUGCCGUAACCAAGCUAAAGAGUUAAAUGCUUGCCUUCACCAGUACACAAACGAUGGCGUCUUGGAGGAAAUGAAGAGGGAGUACAUGCUCCAGGAAGAGGGCAACAGCUCUGCAGCCAUAUAGUUGGUGAGACGGGAUAGUUCUUCUCUCUGCCAUUUACUGAGUCCGAGUCCGAGUCCGAGUCCGAGUCAGAUCAAUAUCUGCUCCUCUGGAACCGAGUUGGAAGUCAUCCCUCAACUCGCUUUUGGCGCUUUUGUCAUAUCAAUACAAACACCUUUAUUAUCCUAUCUUCCUUAUAUACGGAAGUAGAGUGACAGGACAUUCCUUGAAUGCGAAAAGAAAAUUUUUUUCCCCUCAUAACUCUGAAAUCUAAGUAAAUGUCCAACAAGAAACACAUUUCCAACAAUCAAAACAGUGACAAACCACAUAGAAAACGCCUUCCAAAAAACAAGUAGUUCUUUUCAUCUCCCCCACAAUUUCAAACAUGAAAUCUAAGAUCCCAAAAAGUGACUUUGGAAUAAAAAAAAA